This is a messenger RNA of Ruditapes philippinarum (Manila clam), 1039 nucleotides long. RefSeq lists its product as uncharacterized. NCBI's taxonomy places the organism in Eukaryota, Metazoa, Mollusca, Bivalvia, Venerida, Veneridae. The record is from RefSeq and is a predicted model, not a curated record. The coding region runs from base 256 to 837 and encodes 193 amino acids. The transcript has 7 exons.
UUAAAGCCAUAUUAUAAUAUUUACAGAUUAGAGAAGGCUCUGGAUGUACUGAUCAACACUGGAAGAUUACCAGAGGCAUCUUUCUUUGCCAGAACUUACUUACCUAGUCAUGUAUCAAGAAUAGUAAAAUUAUGGAGAGAAUCACUUCAUAAUGUAAAAGCUGCUAAUUCAUUAGCUGACCCAGCAGAAUAUGAAAAUCUGUUCCCUGGUUUUGCCGAGACUGUAAAAUGUGAACAAUUCCUUAAACCACAGAGAAUGAGACGGUACCCAGCACGGACUUAUCCUCAAGUACCUGCAAAUUCAGACCGAGUACCGCUAGAAGAGAUGGCCGCUGCCGAGGAGAAGGGUGCAUUUAGUUACCAACGCCCACGACCUGAAGGGGAUGAUGAUGAAUUCGUUGAAGCCCCACAAUCACAACAAAAAUCUGAGGAUAAAGAUUUAGACUGGGACAGUGAACCCGAAACUGAGACAGCACCAACAGAACCAAAACCUAGUGAACCAGUCAAACCAGAACCUACUGAACAGGAAGAGGUUGUUAAUGAGGCAUCCGAGGAAGGUUGGGGAUCUGACUCGGACAUUGAGGAUUAUGAUGAAACUGAUCCAAAUAUAGAUCAGUCACAUGAUCAGUCAUGUGACAUCACUAGUGUGAACACUGAACAUGUUCCACAUGACAGUACACUGUACACACCUGUGGAGGAGGCUAAAGCAGUAACAGAACCUGAACAGCCUCAGUUAGGAGAGGAUGAGAUGGCCGACCUUGAAAAAGAAUUAGAACUUGACCUGAAAAAUCUCGAUGUUAAUGAUGCAGGGGAAUCAGGGGAGACUAAUCAGGUAUAACUAAAAGUGAAGUGCAUGGUUUUUACGUAGACAUGAUAUCCAAUAGUUGUAGUUUUUACUAAACAAUUUAGUAGUUUAUAACCUAACUGAAAGUUAAAAAGAUUGCUUGCAUAGGUAUGUAUAAAGCUGUAUUAUAUUUAAAAGCUGAAUAGUUGAUUCAUUAUUUUGCUUGUCUGAGUAUGUUAUGAUUAAAUAAAACUUU